AUAUACGCAAAUUGGUAGACCCUAUCUACAAGACACUUGGAUGGGAAGACGGCGAUAAGCACAUGAACAAUAUGCUGAGAAGAGUCAUAUUGGACCUGGCAUGCCGAAAUCUGCAUCAAGAGUGUCUCAAAGAAGCAAAACGACGUCUCUCAGCUUGGGUCGAUGGUGUUCAGGAAGUGCCAAGGAAUAUUAGAGGUAUUGUUUACCGCUAUGGAAUUUACCAGAGCAGUGGAGACCAUGAAUGGCAGUUCAUGUGGGAAAAAUACCUCAAGGAAGUCUCAGCUCAAGAAAGGAUUAACCUGCUCUAUGGCCUUGCCCAUGUAAGGAGUCCACCACUUAUCCACAGAUAUCUGGCUUAUGCAAUGAAUGAAAGCUAUGUGCGUAGGCAAGAUUUUUUUAGUGUGCUUUCCUUCCUUGCUGGAAACCCAGUUGGCCGUGAUAUUGUUUGGAAAUUUGUGCGAUACAAGUGGGACAGGCUUGUUCACAGGUUCUCACUGAAUGACCGCAACUUUGGAAACGUUGUGAAGACUAUAUGUGAUUAUUUCACAAAGCAGUUUGAUUACAAUGAGAUGCAGGCUUUUUUCCACAAGAACCCAAAUGCUGGUGCAGGCAAGAGAGCUCGAGAGCAAGCCCUGGAGAAUGUGCGCAACAACAUAGCAUGGAUCAAACAUCACGAGCCAAGUGUGGCACGAUGGCUCACCACCAACGUCAUUCCAGAACCCUGGGAAAACAUGCGUUUGCCUCGCCAUGUGAUGCCUGCAAGUUAUGACAUCACACUCGAACCCAUUCCUACAGAAAAUGUAACAGUGGGCUCUAGCACAACUAGGAUCACAGUGGUGAAGGCUACCAGUGUUCUUCUGGUGCAUGCAAAAAAUGUCAACAUUACCAGAACAAUUGUUAUGCGCCACAAGCGUGAAACUUUUGAAGAAGUCCCCCUGCGCAACGAGCCUUUUUUGUACAUAGAGAAUGACUACUGGGUCAUACAGACCAGGAACAUUCUCCCUCCAGGAGGUUAUGUGCUCAAAUUUGAGUUCAGUUCUUCCAUGCUCAACUACCUAAGUGGCAUCUACAAGACAAGCUACUGGGAUGAAGCAUCCAAAAGCAACAAGUUUAUGAUCACUUCACAAUUUCAGCCCACAUUUGCUCGCAUGGCAUUUCCUUGCUUUGAUGAACCAGGAUUCAAAGCAAAUUUUACUAUAACUGUCAUCCACGACGCUACAAUGAAGGCUAUAUCUAAUAUGCCUGUUGACAAGAUUCGCAUGCUGGAUGACACCAGAGUCGCAACACGAUUCCAAGAAUCUCACAAGAUGACAACUUAUCUUGUGGCUAUAGCUGUCUGUGACUUUGGCUACAUAUCAGGAAACACAUCAAGCGGCACACCGGUGCGAGUUUUUGCCCGCCAGGAGAUGCUUCCUCAUGCAAAUUAUGCACUCGCAGCCACCAUUCAAGUUUUGGAACUUUUUGAAAAUCAGUUUGCUAUAAGAUUUCCCCUUCCAAAGCUAGACAGCAUUGCCAUUCCGGACCCCCAAGCAGCUGCUAUGGAAAACUGGGGCCUGGUCAUGUACAGCGAAUGCAUGAUGCUCUACAACCAAAAUACGACAUCUGUCUCUGAUCACUACAGCACAGUAGAAGUUAUAUCUCAUGAACUGGCACAUAUGUGGUUUGGAAACCUUGUCACAAUGAAAUGGUGGGAUGAUUUAUGGUUGAAUGAAGGAUUUGCGACUUAUAGCUCACACAAAGGAAUCGAACUCGUUGAGCCUACAUGGGAUGCAGAGACACAGUUUCUGUUGAAGCUAAUAUCAGGGGUCCUUGAAAAAGAUGCAGUCUUAAGUUCCCAUCCGAUUGUUAUGCCAGUCACCCAGCCAAGCGACAUCACGGAGAUAUUUGAUGUUAUAUCCUACAGCAAGGGGUCAGCUGUUAUCAGAAUGCUGGAAUCCUUUAUGGGGACAGGAGACUUCAUACGAGGACUUCAGAAUUACCUAAAAGGUCGAAAGCGCAGCAGUGCUGUAACACUGGAUUUAUGGAAAGCAUUGGAAAGUGUUUCAUCAAAACAUCAACACAUAACUACCAUCAUGAACACUUGGACAAGACAGAUGGGCUACCCAUGUGUGUCAGUCAGACGGCUGCAUAGCAACUUUAGCCAGUAUGAAGUCGUCCAGCAGAGGUUUCUGUUGAACCCCGAUGAUGCAGCGAAUCUCACCAAUGAUUCACCAUUCAGGUAUACAUGGGAAAUCCCUUUGAGCUAUAAGACUUCUGAAGGAAAUGAAGGACUUUACUGGCUGAAGACUAAGAAACCAGAAAUCAUUAGCCUACCCAUCAACAAAGACAGCUCGUGGGUAAAGUUUAAUAGUGAAUUCAAAGGAUACUAUCUCGUGAAAUAUGACGACAGUGAACUAAAGACAUUCUCUCAGCUUCUACUGGAGAAUCAAACACAGUUGUCUGCUUCCGACCGGGCGGAGCUCCUUCUGGAAACAUUUCUGCUGGCACGAGCUGGCAUGGUGCCUUAUUCUGCUGCGAUGGAUCUCACCAAGUACCUACGGCGUGAGCGACAUUUCAUACCUCUUAUGGUAGCAUCCAGGGUCUUCCAGCACAUUGCUAUGUGUCUCAGAGGGCAUCCAGAGAAGGUCCUUUUUCUGGAGUAUGUGAAAUACAUAAUGGAAGAAGCUUUUGAAGAGCUCAUGUGGAAGGACAGGGGCGAUCACUUGACAAAACGAGCACGGGAAGUGGUUCUGCAUUUAUCCUGCUUCAGCGGAGACAGGGUUUGCCUCAGAAAUGCUGGAGAGCUGUUGGAGGCCUGGCUUGCAGGUGCUACGAUCCCACCAAACCUUCGGGAGCUUGUGUAUAUCUGGGGAAUGACUGCAAGUGGAAAUGAAACAGUAUGGGAAGCCAUGUACUUAAGAUACCAAAACGAGGUGCUGCCAGCAGAAAGGAAAAGUCUCAUAAAAGGACUAGCAAGCAUUGAUAAUAAAACUGUCAUAGAAAGGCUUCUGACAUUGUCCCUAGAUGACUCUAUCAUCAAGAGAGCAGACUUUACUGUCCUCGUGGAGCACCUUGCAACCAGAGACUUUGGCCUCUCAUUAGCUUGGGAUUUUAUAAGGAAUAAUUGGGAGCUCCUUGCAUCAAGGUACUCCUCCGAUGAAAGACAGCUGGGAGCAGUAGUGUUUUCUGUGUGUAAACAUUUCACAACACAGGAACAGCUUGAGAAGGUGGAGCAAUUUUUCGAAGAAUAUCCUGAAGGGGGGAAAGGAAAAAGAACUAGCCUCCAGGUGCUUGAGACAGUUAGAGCAAAUAUUCGCUGGCGAAACUUCUUUGCAACAGCAGUGCUCACCUGGGUGAAAGAAUACCAAUAUGUGCCAUGGGAAAACCUACGGCUCCCAGCCCAUGUCAUGCCUGUCCACUAUGACCUUCAGAUCCAGCCCUUCCUGGACUUGCACACAUUUCAGGGCCAAGUGGAUAUCCAAGUGGAGCUCCUCAAACCCAUCAAGAGCGUUCACGUACAUGCCAGGAAUCUCAGCAUUACAUCUGCUUUCAUGACAGAUGAGUCAACAAAGAUGAUGGUUCCUCUGUCUGGCACAUUUGUUCAUGAACCAAAUGAGCUUUAUGUGAUGCAGUUGGGAAAUAUUGCUGAUGUUGGGACUUACAGUUUACAUUACGAGUUCAAAGGCAUUCUGUCCAGAGACCUGCGGGGAUUCUACCUGAGCAGCUACCCUGUUGGAGCCAAUGAAACAAGGUACCUUGCAACCACACAAUUUGAACCCACAGAUGCUAGGAAGGCAUUUCCUUGCUUUGAUGAACCAAGAUUUAAAGCAACAUUUAGCAUCAAGAUAAUCCACGAUCCUGAAUACAUUGCUCUCUCCAAUAUGCCUGUCAUGGGCAAAGAGAUAACAACAACAGGCCUGCAAGUCACACAGUUUCAAAAGACUGUAAAAAUGACAACUUAUUUAGUUGCAUUGAUUGUUUGUGAUUUUCAUAACAUUUCUGGAAACAGCUCGAAUGGCAUAGAGGUGAAAGUUUAUGCCAGAGAAGAAGAAAUUGAUAAAGCUCAUUACGCACUUCGAGCUGCGCUGAAAAUUUUAACCUACUUCGAGGAGUAUUUUGGAAUAAGGUAUCCAUUGCCCAAACUAGAUUUAAUUGCCAUUCCCGACUUUUCAUCUGGAGCAAUGGAAAACUGGGGAUUAAUCACAUUUCGAGAGGCUCGACUUCUCUAUGACCCGGCGACAUCAUCGACCUCUGACCUAAUGACAAUAUGUCGUAUCAUUGCACAUGAAAUCGCCCACAUGUGGUUUGGAAAUCUGGUUACAAUGGAAUGGUGGGAUGACCUUUGGCUCAAUGAAGGCUUUGCCAGCUACAUUCAAUACAAAGGCAUGGCUUAUGCUAGUCCUGAGUGGGAACCUGAUGCUUUGUUUACAAAUGUUUUAGCUGGUGUUCUUGAAGCAGAUUCUGUGAUAUCUUCCCACCCAAUUAUACAACAUGUUAAUAACCCAAGCGAAAUAUCAUCACUCUUUGAUGUGAUAUCGUAUGCGAAGGGCUCAUCAGUCCUUCGCAUGUUAGAAGACUUCAUGUCAAAAGAUGACUUUCGGUAUGGCAUUGCUAAAUAUCUGAAAAAGCACAAGUUUGCAAAUACUAUCACAUUUGAUCUCUGGGAUGAACUUGAGGCAUCAUCAUCUAGUGGCUUGAGCAUAACUAGUAUCAUGGAAAGCUGGACCAAGCAAAUGGGAUUUCCUCUUGUUUCUGUGGAAAGAAAUGGAAACAGUUUCAGUGUGAGACAGUCACAAUUUUUGAUAGAUCCGGACACUGCCAUGAACCGCAAGCCAACACCAUUUAAGUACAUUUGGAAAAUUCCCCUCACAUACCAGACCAGUGAAGGCAGAACAGGACUGCUUUGGUUGACAAAACCGCAGCAAACGUUCAAACUCACAGUUUCUGAAAAUGCAUGGGUUAAAUUCAACAACAACAUGACUGGAGUCUUCUUUGUGAAGUAUGACAAAAAGAACUUUCUUUUACUUGAAGACGUACUUAAACGGGACAUUAAUGCUUUUACUCCAAGUGACAGGGGAGAGCUACUGGCAGAAGCCUUUUUCCUGGCUAGAGCAGGCCAUCUGAGCUACAUGUCUGCCCUAAAUCUGAGCAGAUACAUUGUCCAGGAGAACCAUUAUGUCCCAUGGUCAAUAUUUUCCACAGCAACUUCCUUCUUGCAUCAUCGCCUCACUGGCACCGAGACUGGAAAGCAUUACAAGGCAUUUAUCAGAAGUUUACUCACUGAAGCUCUCAAAGGUGUUAAGUUUAGUGACACAGGAACUCAUUUAGAAAGGCUAAGGAGGGCAGCUAUAUUCAGGGUCGCUUGCAGAUGCGGUGAGAAAAGUUGUCUCCAUGUUGCCAGUCAUGCUUUCAAAACUUGGCUGAAUGGAGAAUCGCUUGAACCAAAUUUCAAGAACAUUGUAUUUCAUUAUGGCAUGAGGCAAAUCGGCGAUGAAAGCACAUGGCAGCAAGUAUUUGAAAAAUACCUUCGAGAGCCUAACCAUGCAGAAAAAAUUAAAAUAAUGACCGGUCUUGGACAAGUUCAGGAUGAAGUUAUACUCUCCAGAUACCUCAACUUUACUUUUGAUGAAACAAAGAUAAGAGGUCAAGAUAUUGCUACAGUUUUUGGGACAGUUGUAAGUAACCCCAAGGGGCAUGAUCUUGCUUGGAACUUUUUAAGAGAAAACUGGAACUCCAUAAUCUACAAGUUUGGCAAGCAUUCUCGCAUACCAGGAAAAUUGCUUCGUGUUGUCUGCAGUGAUUUCAACACUCCUGAGAAGAUGCAGGAGAUCAAAGAGUUUCUCAAGGAGCAUCCUGAAACAGAUAUGACAAAACAGCCUCGGAGAGAAUGCCUCCAAGAUGUGGAAAACAACAUCAAAUGGAUAUCAAAGUUUGAGCCAAAAGUUGCAGAGUCUUUACGUGGAUUGCUCAGUUGACCGCUGUAGCUCUGCAAGCAGUUGAUGACUUUACACUAAGCCAGUGUCUAAGGCUACAAGAAAAUUUGAAACAAAUAUCUCAUUUGAACUUUACUCUGUUGAGUGAUGCAGAAUGAACGGCAUGCAUAGACACACUGUGAUUGACAAAAUUUUUUGAUGUACAGUUCUUUAGAUAUAACUGAUGAUGAAAUGGGGAAACAUGCGAGAGCUUAGGUGUGAGUCAAAGAACAACUGUUUUCUUACCAAAGUGAUUUUACAGGAGUCAUGUAAAUAGUUAUUUGUACAUACAGUAUUUUAUUGUGAAAUAUUAUCUUGUUUCAUUUUCUAGAGUAUACAUGCAUAUAUUCAUAUAGUACAACAUUUGCAUUUCAAGUUGCCACUAUUGUGUGUAUUGUAGCAAAGUAAGCUGCCAUGAUUGUGUGACUGCCAGAUAUACACGAUUAAAUUGUAAACAACUUGCACAACUUGCGUUUCAUAUUUCAUGAACAUUACAUUCCUUUUCACGUUAAUGGACACUUACUAUAAACUAUGGGCAUAAAUCAUACUUAUAUCAUACUUAUAAAUCAUACUUAUAAAUCAUUGCCCUAUACCAAGACUUCUCACAACAUAAAAAUUUCAAUGAAAUCACAGGCAUGGUUUCCCAUUCGUUAAAUUCAAGCCAUUUGUGAAAGACAGUUCUGUGUAUCUGAAGAUGUGCUUUUUAGAGAAAAUGAAAAUGUAAAUCCUAGCAUUCAAAGUCAUUUGAAUGUAGUGUGGGAUGUGUGCCGGGCAAAACAUUGAUAUUAUCUGUUUGAACCUAGGUGCUGUUAGUAACACUGUGAUGAUACGUUCAGUGUGACAAAAGAACAUGUAAAGGGGCACAUUAAUACUAAAGCUAUUUAUAAUGCAGUAUUUUUAUAGGAUAGUUCUAUCAUUUUCACACAUCAUAAUUAAGUAAUACAAAAAAUGUGUGCUCAGGUAUGGGCACUCUUAGUGCAAUGUUUUGAAUUUUGGGGGGUAGACUCUCUUUUUUCUUCAUUGAAUAUCAUUUGUUAACUUUCUGUGCAAGGGUUAGUCAAUAUAUGAGCCACACAAUGGAGAUAGAAAAAAAUAAUUGUCAGUAAAUUGCUGCAUGUGUAGGCAUGCUUCAACAUAAUUUUAUCCCAAUUCGGAAACAUGUCCCAUCAUUAUAUGCGUAGGUUUUUUAAACCCUGUAGUAAAUGACACUCAUAGGUUGCUUUUACAGUCACAUUCGGCACAAUCAAUAGUAGUUACAUACUUUUUCGAACCUUGUACUUUAUUUGAGUCAGUCAUUCAAUGUGCUGGAGUUGGGUUAUGAAUUGAACCCAAACUAUACAGGCCCCGUGUCUGUCAUCACAUGUCUUUCAUCACAUACCAGUUGCUUCCAUAUGCUAUGAUAUGGUCUUAUAUUGACAUGCAUGGGAUGACAGUGAUGUUCCUCGUCUGUGAUGUUGUUUCUUUCAUUUUUGAUUGUGCACCCUUCACCAUACACUGAGAGCAUUUCUCUUAGCAUUUUCUGUCUCGCCAGUCUUUAGGCUUGAAGGAGGUGCCAAUUUGAGCGCUGCUGUCCUACACUAAUGCAACAUAUCUGCUAUCUAAACUGGCUGCAGCUGAGUUACUGUGGUGGCAGACUUCAUGGGUGCCAUUAUUUAGCAGCAAAAGGUUUAAACUUCAAGUAGCUUUGUGUCUGAAAAUUUGUGACUUGUAUAUUGACUCACCCUCAUAAAUACAUGCUAAUGCAUUGCAUUAACCCUGUGUCUAGUCUAAAUAGAAACCAUAUCAACCAUUGGUACACUUUAUACGGUACUAUAACAGUUGCUCUUCAAAACUGAAUGUUCUGUAACAUCUGAAGGUUGGCUGGGUAAUAAUUCCAAGCCUGCAUAAUGAUUGCCAUUGUUCAUGGCACUGUGGUCAAAGAGUACAAUUGUCAAGUGGCUGUUGUGGACUGCCCUAACCCCUCCCAUCUGCCAAGUACUUCCAACACCCUUGAAUGUGCUUGCAUAUGUUAUACAGCUCAGACUGUCCUUUAAUUCAUUUGAGACAAGCUGACUUCACUCCUUCAUUACGGGCCAUAUGGCACCUACUGCUGCUUAUUCUAUCAUGCAGUUCUGCUCAUAUAUAUAUAUAUACACAGCCUACAGCACCUUACAACAAAAGUUGACCUCAUGGAAGUAUUAGAUGCUGAGAAAGACAAGGUUGUUAGUCAAGCAAAUAUAAUAGGAAGGGUGUCAAACAACUUACUUGUGCUUUAGUCUUGAGGGAUGCUGUGUCUGCUUUGCAAAUUUUUUUAGCCUCUAACAUGUAUUCAACAUUUGAACCUCGAUGUAAUUAAUGUUGGCACGGUGAAAUUUCAGAGUGUACAUGCAGGAAGUGUCAGCAAUCGUGCAAGUCAUGCUCUGACAGAUGCUGCUACCUGUUUUGACUCACAGAGCACCACAGAGUGUGGCACACUCCAGCAAAUACAUGCAGUAGUGCAAACAGAUCAAAUUAAAAUGGUAGAAUCAGACAUUUCUUUGGAAAAAGCUAGUAAAAUUUGCCAAAGGGCAGUUUCUUUAUAGGUAAAAUAGAUUGUAAUGCAUACUCUUUUUUUUAUUUCCUAUGGUUGACUACAAUUUGCCAAUUUUAAACGCACCGUUAUACAUCGUAGGAGUUGGUACCAUAUUUUCAAGGCAGCGUAGUCGAUCCUGUCCUAUGUUCACAUAAUUUUCUUACUUAUGAAAGCUAUGCCCUCUGUAAAGGUGAUGCUUUGGGCAUCUUGGAAUCCUAAUCUAUCACCAGGCUUAGCUUAAUAUUUGCAUCUAAAUCACCUUAAAAAAAAUUUUCAUAUACGAGGAGAUACAAGAGUGAACAAGAAGGUGCAGGCACUGAUUUGCUGCUGCUUGCAUAAUCUUACAUCGUAGUACAUAUUACGUCAGGUAAACAGCAACAAAUAGGUCAUAUACUUGCGCCAUUGUCACAUUCACUUCACGUUGGAGUAAAACACAGGCACAUGAAUUUCAACUCUUGUCUUAUAUUCAUGCCCAUAGCAACUCACAAUUUUUAUAGUUCCGCAAGGAGCAUCCAGUGUUCUUGUAUUUCAGAGUUUAGUGCAUUACCGCUGAAAUUUUCAUGUUUAUUUGCUCUGGGGGAAGAAGCAAUUAUGGGACAGUCUGUCUGGUGUGAACCCUUUGCAAUACAUUCAUGACUGCUUUCCUGCAUAGAAAAAAAUUAUCAUGGUGAGGAAGUUCGUACUGCAGUGAAAGCCAGGUGCAUUAUGGUGUUACAUAACGCAUGGUCAUUUCCUGCAGACUUGUGGUGAUCAUGAUCAUGCAGACCUGUUGUGAUCAUCCAGUGAAUGAAUUUUUGCUGUUCAGGGACACUAAUUUGGAUGCACUGCAUAGUUUCCUUCUAUAAAACAUGGGUCCUUCCUUACCUCUCUAAAAAUGUGCAUGCAGUGAAUAACAUCGUCUGCUCACAUUUAGCUUAUUUGUGAACGUUUAAACCAUACAUCACACAGUCUAAUAUUUAUGUUUAUUUGUACCCAGUGAAGACUGCCUACAAACAGGCUGCCGUCCCCGUGACAGCUCAAUGUGCCAAAGCGAAAACUAUGGCAGCUGUGAAUAAAGUGGCUUAAAAUCAUUUUUCUAAUCUUUUGUACUAACAGUAGAUGAAGUUGCCAAGAAAUGCUGAACUUGUCUGGAAAGGUUAUCUUAAAUAGCGUGCGAGCCAAUUUCAAUCUAGAAUGACAAGUCACUUUGAUUAAAUUGUUUUCUUAUGCUACAAAGUUACUUCAUAUUGCAAUGUUCCUUCUACUACAUUAGUUGGUAUACUUGUCAUUCCUUCAGAGUUUCUCAGUGUAUGACAUGUUUAACUGCAGUGAAGUUGAAGUUGGUGUAGCUUUAUCGGAAACUAAAAUGUACUACAACAUGUCCUCAUUUGUGAUCAGCUUCUGCUUUCAGGUUUCUUGUUUUGUCAACAACCAUAAAAUUAUUUUGUCUGUGCGCUCCUGUUAGAAUAAAGAAAUUUGAUGCGAUAUAUUUGCAUGUUUGAUGUGAAAUGGCAAGCCUUUAGUCAUGUUUUGGUGUCUUCAAUAUUUAAAAUUAAAAUGAUAUGUCACUGAAA
Messenger RNA from Dermacentor andersoni, 10055 nucleotides. RefSeq lists its product as uncharacterized. Gene Ontology annotation, molecular function: peptide binding; zinc ion binding; metalloaminopeptidase activity. The record is from RefSeq and is a predicted model, not a curated record. Lineage: Eukaryota; Metazoa; Arthropoda; Arachnida; Ixodida; Ixodidae. Gene Ontology annotation, biological process: proteolysis; peptide catabolic process. Gene Ontology annotation, cellular component: cytoplasm; membrane.